Messenger RNA from Eublepharis macularius, 4610 nucleotides. It is a transcript of the gene ASB4, whose product is annotated as ankyrin repeat and SOCS box containing 4. Bases 77 to 1351 code for a protein of 424 amino acids. Gene Ontology annotation, molecular function: protein binding. Gene Ontology annotation, biological process: intracellular signal transduction; protein localization to ciliary inversin compartment. Lineage: Eukaryota; Metazoa; Chordata; Lepidosauria; Squamata; Eublepharidae. Gene Ontology annotation, cellular component: ciliary inversin compartment. The record is from RefSeq and is a predicted model, not a curated record. The transcript has 5 exons.
CUUCAUGCAGACUAUCAACAUACACAUUGCGGCUAUUUAAACAAGUGUGAAAUAAACACAAACAAGAAAGGAAAACAUGGCAGAAACGAUGACACGAUCCGAAGCUGCCAAGCUGGUGAAAAAAGCCUUUUUGGAAGCUCUGAAAUCAAAUGACUACAGAACUCUGGAGGAGUUUUUGGUACAAAAGCAAAUAGAUGUCGAUACUGUGUUUGAAGUGGAAGAUGAGAACCUGCUCUUGGCAUCUUAUAAACAAGGGUAUUGGAUGCCUAGUUAUAAACUGCAACAUUCUUGGGCAACUGCACUCCAUAUAUCUGUCUUGUAUGGACAUCUGGAGAGCUUGAGAGUCCUGUUGAAGUACAAAGCAACAGUCAACUGCAGACCCAAUGGGAAAGCAGCAAUCCACAUAGCGUGUGAACAAGCCAAUCUGGAUUGUGUCAACAUACUUUGCAGCAAUGGGGCAAAGCCUAACUGCUAUUCACUGAGUGGGCUUGCGCCUUUGCACUUCUGUGCUACGAAGCUUUCUUUGCCAUGUGCCCAGCAGUUAAUCUGGAAAGGUGCAGAUGUGAAUAUAAAAACAAACAAUCAAGAUGAGGAAACUCCCCUCCACACAGUUGCUCGUCAUGGCAUCCCUGAAAUGGUGGCAUUUUAUGUAGAGAAUGGAGCGGUGGUUGAUUCUACUAAUGCUCACAGAGAAUCGCCACUGGCUUAUGCAACCUACUGGGCCCUUAAUGUUAAGGAGCAGACUUACAGCUCAGAUCACCACCUUAUCUGUAGGAUGUUGCUCGACUAUAAAGCUGACGUUAAUUCACGGGAUGAGGAUUUCAGAACACCGCUCCAUAAGGCUGCCUGGAACUGUGAUCAUGUCCUGCUAGACAUGCUGCUUGAUGCAGGAGCGGAAGCCAACCUGAUGGAUGACAAUGGGUGUGCUCCUCUGCAGUAUGUCCUCAAAGUGACAGGGGUGCGGGCAAGUGCCCAGCCUGAAAUUUGUUACCAGUUACUUCUCAAUCAUGGAGCUGCCCGGAUAUAUCCUCCACAAUUCCAUAAGCAGGUUCUGCAGACCUGUCACUCUUACCCCAAAGCAAUUGAGGUCAUUGUGAAUUCAUAUGAGCACAUUACAUCCACAGCAAAAUGGAGAACAGCUGUACCUGAUGAUGUCUUCGAGUUGUACAAGGAUUUCUACGACUCUCUUUUUGAGGUGUGUGGAAAUACACCACGAUCACUCAAGCAUUUAGCCAGAUGUGCUAUUCGCAGAACAAUGUUCAAUAGAUGUCACAAAGGGAUCCCAUUACUUCUCAUUCCAGUAACUCUGAAGAAGUAUUUGCUUUUAGAACCAGAAGGAAUAAUAUACUAAGCUUUGUUAGAGACAUUUCCCCCCAAUAACCGUAUUUGUAAUACUGAUGUACUCCCAUGGAAGAAGUUAAAAUCAAGAUUUCAAUGACAAGGCCAGGGCAAAACUUCAUACAAAGGUUCUAAGCUUACACAAAGUGCUUAAAGCUACUGGGCACUGGACCUAUUUCAUAAUAUAUUUCACUCAUAACUUAUGUCCAAACCAAUAACAGGGGAAAAGGAAUUAGGUCAACUUUUCCAUCUGCUCUCAAAUUUAUAUAAUGACUGAGCUACAUGUAUCAAUGCUUUCAAAAAUCUAGUUUCCAAUGAUCCAUACAAAGCAAAUAGCAUGAAGAGAAGGAUGUGAUGAGAGACCAUGAUUUGAUUUGAUUAACCUUUGGAACCAAGAACUAAUCCCAAUACAGACAUCUAAAGGCCAGCCAUUCCUUAAAAGAGUGUGGUGAGAUUGCCACACCAGUCAUGUUUUUUGUGGCCUCUCAAUUCUACCAGAUGAUUUCUUGAAGGAAUUGUUUCCCUCACGAAAGCUGCAUCCUUUCCUAGUGAGGAUAGGUUACUGGGGCUACCUCAACCCUCAAAACACAGACAACCUCAAGAGCAGAAAUGGAAGAAAGUAAAUGCUUCACAAAUGGCUCCUACCUCUUCCUAAAAGUAACCUCCACCCUAUAUCACAACUUCACAAGUCACUCACAAAGCCUCACAUUGUGCUCUCCUUUCCUGUUGCUUCUUAGAGAUCUUGAAAAGCAUGUUUAACUGUUCUUUCCCGCUCACUUGGAGCCAGUAGUACUGUGCCAUGUUGAAAUAAAUAACGAAGAUAUAUUUAUUCUACGUUUGAUAUAUUUAGGAAUAUUUCAUCCUAUUUAAUGCAAUCUGUCCUUUGAUAUCAUUCUGUCAGCAAUGUUAUUCAGCUUUCUAUCCAAGAGAAGAAAACUGAGACAAAGGAAAAGUACAAAAAUAAUCACGUCUGGCAAUGUUUAUUUCAAAGAUACUGGAGAAGGUACUUCUGUCAAGGCUGUAUUUGUUCUGUAAUUCCUCAGUAGUAUGUGAACAUAUGAUGGUAGAAUGCUGAGGUGGCUGGAGGGGCACCAUGUCAGACUGCAACUGGAGAAUCACUGGAGUUCACAUUUUGGUAGGCUUACCAAUGGUAAAAAUGAUCUGAACGCACAAAACAAGCACAGCUGCUGUGAAAAUUUUCUGUUGGUAUGAACUGGAAUGCAUCACUUGUAGCCUGUAAACUAGGCCUACAUUCUUGAUGAUUCACCUUCUGUUAAAGCCUCAUUGCUUCAACUACAUUGUUGAGUGGAUAUACCAAAUGAAUGGGCUAUUGAAUGAGGUAUAAAGCUACCUUUGGGGGAAACUCAGAAGCAAAUUCCAACUAAUGUGCCUCAUUUUGGGGGGGUUGGUUUUACUGUGUCAGUCUGUAGCUAGGAUGGGAGUCAUCAGUGUUUUAGGGAAAACAAUAACUGUCAGAGCAGAGGUGGCUGAGUGAAUACUUCCAGACCCAAAUAGUCAACUUUGACAGCUAUGUGCUAGCCGUUCUGAAAAGCACAAGUGGACAGUUGUCCAGUGUCCAACCAUAUGGUGAGAUUAAUUUUUCCAUGACUCUACUACCUCACAUUUUCAUUUUGUUGCAAGGCAGUGGUAAAGAUUACUUUCUCUGGGUCAUCAUCAUGAAUUAUUUUGUAGUGAAUUUACAAACAACUACUGUGUAGCAAAUCAUCCUCAACACUUAGCCCAGGAUAAAAGCAAGUGGAACCUGUUACUUAGUGACUGGUGAUUUACAUGUGUCAUGUAAGAAUCCAUAGUUUAUCUUGAAUAAAGGUAUCCUAGGUAGCAUAGCUGUGAAAGAACUCUGCCUUGAAUGCUGGCUUUGAGGUAUACCACUGGUUUAGGUAGAUUAUUCUGAAAUCUCUCUUUUUGGAGAUGUAGUAAAAGGUUGGGGAGGUAUGUGCUCAGAAUGCUUUAGACAGAAGAUAAUCUGCAAUUGGUGUAAGAGAAGCACUUGGAUUUUAUAAGCCAUUGUGUCCUUCAAAUGCUAUAAUUAAUUUUACAGUCUGAUGCAUUGUCAACUGGUUCUUUGUAAAUAUAUAAAGGAGUUCUGGAAGAUAUGAAUUGUUAAGUGAACAUAUUAGUAAGAAAAUGGCCACCUAGUUAUCACUUUGCACCUUGUGGCUUAAUGAAACUGCUUAUGUGUAUUUGCUAUGGACCUUUCAAUGUGAGAUGAAAAGGUGCUUUAAAAACACAUAUUUGCUCUGUUUGCUGUGAGAACCCAAGCACGGUUGCAGUUCCCCUCUGCUAUACAUACAGUUAGAAAGGACUGGCUUUCCUCUCCUGUUCGAUAAGGUUCACUAUGAAAACAUGGUAAAUGUGCAUUUGCUUCAACGAACCCAUGUGUCCCUGAAGGAAGAGACUUCAAGGAAAGGCAUCUGCAAAUGAGAUGGGUCUCCCACCGGGAGCAGGAAAAGAUAAGGAGGAGUCAUAUUUAAAAAUUGAAUGUAUAAUUCUAUUCAUUGGUACUGACAGAGUGUGCUUCUGGAAAAGGGAGGUCACAGGGAGAACAAUAAGGCUAUUUGGAUCUGUCAUUGUAGCUGAGGCUCCCAUGCUGUGAGAGAAGAAAAAGGCUUGUCACUGCUAUUCCCAGAUGCCCUCCCCUUUCUUGUAGCCACCCUCCUUUUUUUAUUCUGUGGGCAUCGAGCCUCACUUCAAAGUUUUGUUCUAAGCAGGUGCUAGAUUAUACCCAUUGUGGCGUCUGACAGGGUGCCCAGCAGGAUUGCGCUGAUUAUAGUGGUAAGAAUUUGCAAGCUGUUCAAAACGCAGGAGAACAUCAAUACUGGAGAGGCACUGGCUUGUGCCCUUUUAUUGCUAUUUUCUUUCAUUCAGCUGAAAGGCCAAGAGGAGAAAUAAAGCUUGCGACAGCUCCAGAUGAAUUUCAUUUUGCAAUCACAACUUGCUAGGUCACAUGUUUGAGGGAACUGACCAAGAACUUGGAUACACCAAGUGUGGAUUAAGUAGUAACGCAAUUGCAAGUGUACAACCUACAGAUGUUACCUCUUUCUUUCAUAGAAAGGUUCUGACAGUUUAUAUGUGACUUUAUAAAAGACUUCCAACUGUUGCCACACAAUCAUGCAUACCAAGCUUUAGCUGCCAGUUCAAGACCGACAGUAUAGCCACACUUCAAGACUCAGUUUUGUUCUAAACACCACUACCUGAAGAAGAAAUCCUUGCAGUCCAAAAGUUUGCUGGGGUUUUUUUUUUGUCAAAAAUGA